This is a messenger RNA of Naegleria fowleri, 1668 nucleotides long. RefSeq lists its product as uncharacterized. The record is from RefSeq and is a predicted model, not a curated record. NCBI's taxonomy places the organism in Eukaryota, Heterolobosea, Eutetramitea, Acrasida, Naegleriidae. Bases 1 to 1668 code for a protein of 555 amino acids. The transcript has a single exon.
AUGUCAGAAUCACCUACAAAGUAUUUCGAUGAGUCAGAUACAUCAUCAACAAAAAGCGGAGGAGACGAAUCCAAGAAAAGGUCAACGGUCAUUAAGGACUCAAAAUCUAACGCCAGUCUUGGACAAGAUACCUCUCGGAAAAGAGAAGGGACGUUGAUGGAUCGUCUCGUAAACACAUCAAGUACGGCCAAUCUUCUUCAAAGCAAAAAUAGUAUAUAUGCCGUUUCCACUUCAUCGUUAAUACCUCAAGACUUUUUUAGCCUUGCCAGAACCAACUUCUCUGAUGGAAAGCAAAAGGACAUGACAUUGGCCUUGUAUCAAUUUAGUGGCCUCAACGGACUAAACAACAACGACGAAAACGUCUUUAUCAACAACUGCUUGACCCUGAUUCACCCAAUAAUACAGAAAUACCACGGUGUUUUCCAUAAAUAUUACGAUGAGUAUCUCAUUGUAGUAUACGAAGCACGGCAUUCGCAACAAGCAAUAGAAUGUGCUUUCGAUUGUAUCGAGGCAAUAAGGAAGAAUGCACUGGAAUGCUCAAAGUCCAGUAGCUAUUCGGCUCCGGGAGCAGAAAGGAACUAUGUCCUCCUAGAAAAUAUCAAUAUUGUUGUCCAUACAUGCCCUUGUAAAAUUGCUCCUGUUCAUUUCAAUGAAAAACAUUCUGAUUUUACGAUCAUGACACCCUCUAAGGAUAUGUUGAGAAGAAUGGCAAACCUAGGCAGAGUGUAUGAUAUUCCAAUUGUUAUUUCUUCUCAAGUUGUACAGAAAAGCGAAAUACUCAACUCGAAAAACUUCAACAACCCAUCAAUGAACAUUGCACCAAUAGGAAAAUACUUUCUUUCUAACACGUCGACAGAACUCUUUCAAGUGUUCGACACAAAUUGGGACGUGUUUCUAUAUUCUCCUGACAGAAGGAAGGAUUUUAGAACCUCUCUCGAUAUGUUCCAACAACGAAAAUUCAUUGCUGCCAUGAAUAUUUUCUCGAAGUUACACAGAAUGAAUGACAAUGACAAACUAUCCUUGUUAUUUGUCAAAGUUUGCAGAAUGUAUCAACAAAGUGAAUUACCGCCACAAUGGGACGGUGUCAUAAUGUUGGACAAGGACAGUGAACCAUAUCCUAUUAGCAAAAAACCAAAAGGCUUCUACAUCCAGGCAGGUAUUAGUGCCUCUUUCCAUCUUGGUGACGAGCAAUUCAUGUCACAUGGCAAAGAUAAAGAGGAAGAAAUACGGCUGUUAACAGAAUCCCUAAAUCAGAAAGCCCUUAUGAUCAAGGAUAUGAAGGAGAUUUUGUCGGUCAAAGAAACAGAACUUGCUAAACUUCAUGAAAUUACUGAACUCUUGAUGAAGGAAAAGAAGCAACUAAGCCAACAACUAAAACAAAGCAACGAAAGAAAAGCAGUUGACAAAACAGCCCAGAAAAAGCUUCAGCAGCAAGACAGCAAAAAUCUUCAAGCCAUGAACAACGCAUCAGGAAAUGAACAUCAACCAUCCGCACAGAUAAUCUCCCCAGCAGGAAACAACGCACACAGCCGAGAAGUUGAACCUGGGUGUAUGGGAGGACUGUUUUCAUGUUUUGGAGGCUCCAAAUCAAGCUCUCAGCGAAACAAUCGUCACCGAAAUGGAAGAAAGAAAUAUGUAGGAAACCGAGUGACUCCAGUAAAUCAAUAA